Molecule: messenger RNA, 1396 nt
Organism: Eruca vesicaria subsp. sativa (arugula)
Lineage: Eukaryota; Viridiplantae; Streptophyta; Magnoliopsida; Brassicales; Brassicaceae
Source: the annotation of a GenBank genome assembly
GAGAAAUGGAAGUGAAAGCGAGAGCUCCGGGGAAGAUUAUACUUGCAGGAGAACAUGCUGUUGUCCAUGGAUCCACAGCUGUAGCUGCAGCCAUUGAUCUCUACACUUACGUCACUCUCCACCUUCCUCUUCUUUCAGGUGAGAACAAUGAUAGGCUUACACUUCAGCUCAAGGACCUUUCCUUGGAGUUUUCUUGGUCUGUAUCCAGACUCAAAGAAGUGAUUCCUUCUGUUUCAAACACUUCUUCCCCUUCUACGCCGGUUUCAUGUUCAAGUGAGACACUUAAAUCAAUUGUUGUUUUGGUUGAAGAGCAAAACAUUCCAGAGGCAAAGAUCUGGCUCUCAUCUGGGAUCUCCACCUUCCUCUGGUUGUACACCAGCAUCUUAGGAUUCAUUCCUGCUACGGUUAUCAUUACAACCGAGCUUCCAUACGGAUCUGGCCUCGGUUCAUCAGCAGCUUUUUGUGUAGCUCUCACAGCUGCUCUCAUUGCAUCUUCUAGUUCAGACAAAACUCGUGGUGAAGGUUGGUCCUCUCUAGAUGAAAGCAAUCUCGAGUUGCUGAACAAAUGGGCCUUUGAAGGUGAAAAGAUCAUCCAUGGGAAACCUUCAGGGAUCGACAACACCGUCAGUGCAUAUGGGAACAUGAUCAAGUUCUGCUCAGGGGAGAUAACUCGGUUACAGACAAACAUGCCUCUAAGAAUGCUAAUCACCAAUACUAAAGUUGGUCGUAACACUAAAGCUCUGGUCUCUGGUGUGUCAGAGAGAACAUUGAGACAUCCAGAGGCGAUGAACUCUGUGUUCAAUGCAGUGGACUCUAUAAGCAAAGAGAUGGCUGCAAUCAUCCAAACCAAAGAUGACAUCUCUGUUACAGAGAGAGAAGAGAGGAUAAAAGAACUCAUGGAGAUGAACCAAGGCUUGCUGGAGUCAAUGGGGGUUAGCCACAGCUCUAUUGAUACAGUGAUACAAACCACUCUCAAGCACAAACUUACCUCAAAACUGACUGGAGCUGGUGGUGGCGGCUGUGUCCUCACUCUAUUACCUACAUUGGUUUCAGGGACGGUGGUGGAGAAAGUGGUGCAAGAGCUUGAGUCCAGCGGUUUUCAGUGCUUCACUGCUUCAAUUGGUGGUAAUGGAGCUGAGAUUAGCUUUUGAUCAGACCAGAGUCUCUCCUCUGAUGCUAUAUGGUUGACAAUAUCAUAUUAGGCCUCUCACCAUUCUUAAACUAGCUCACUGUCUACUAGAAGUUCAAAAGUCAAUUUUUUUUUUUUAACUAGUGAUGUGUUUAAUGUAAAAUGCUUUCUUUACAUGUGAAAUAUCUUUUCUUUUUGUAGAAAUGAAUGCAUGAUAAUAGACAUGAUGAUCAGUUGGAUUCUCUUGAAAGAAGUAUGAACUAUGAC